AUGCAUUCUUAAUGAGUAACUUAGAGGCAACUGAUGGGAGAAGCCAGAAAUCAGCAGGUAAAAUAAGGUGUGAUUGCAAAAGCGGAGUUUUAAAGAAUUUCAAGUGGGGGGAAAAGUGUUGGCAUUUGUAGGUGUACAGAUAAGUGAAAAGGAGCAAACUUGGACUUUUCUGCAACAAGCUGACCCAAAAAGGCGCAAACAUGUCUCUGGAGGUGAAGGAGAAGACUCAAGUGCGGGUUGUCUUUCUGGGGGCUGCAGGGGUCGGCAAGACGGCUCUGAUCAGACGCUUCCUCCAGGACACCUUCGAGCCGAAACACAGGCGCACCGUGGAGGAGCUGCACAGCAAGGAGUACGACAUCGGAGGGGUCAAAGUCACCGUGGAGAUCCUGGACACCAGCGGCAGCUACUCCUUCCCCGCCAUGCGCAAGCUCUCCAUCCAGAACAGCGACGCCUUCGCCCUGGUGUACGCCGUGAAUGACCCCGAGUCCCUGGAGGCCGUCAAAAGUCUCCGCGACGAGAUCCUGGAGAUCAAGGAGGACAAGUACACGCCGAUCGUGGUGGUGGGGAACAAGGCGGACAGGGAGGAGGAGCGCCAGGUGUCCGCCGACGACGUGCUGGCCACCGUGGAGAUGGACUGGAACAACAGCUACCUGGAGGCGUCCGCCAAGGAGAACUCCAACGUGGUGGAGGUGUUCAAGGAGCUCCUGCAGCAGGUGAACCUCCCCAGCCGCCUGAGCCCGGCGCUCCGCAGGCGCAGGGAGACUUUCCCGAAGGGCACCGACUUUCGGCCACCGAUGAACAAAACCAACAGCUGCAUCCUGUCAUAAUGAGACGGGCAGAGGUUCUGAUCCACAAAGAGACAACCUGGAGAAAGCCCAAUUAAGUUCUGCUGGACAGAGAAGAAAAAAAAAAAAAAGACAAACUCUGGAGACUUCAGUCAUACAAACGUCCAACA
Molecule: messenger RNA, 955 nt
Organism: Xiphophorus hellerii (green swordtail)
Lineage: Eukaryota; Metazoa; Chordata; Actinopteri; Cyprinodontiformes; Poeciliidae
Gene: rasd4
Product: rasd family member 4
Exons: 1
Coding region: 201-827 (208 amino acids)
Molecular function (GO): GTP binding; GTPase activity
Source: RefSeq, a predicted model, not a curated record